CUCCAGCUCUGUGAUUUCAUUGAUACCAUUGUUUGUGAUUCUGAAGAGCAAGCAAAAUUAAGAGAGGAAGAGACUAAAUGGAUCUUAAGACAGCAGUAUUCAAUGCAGCUCGUGAUGGCAAGCUGCGGCUCCUCACCAAAUUGUUGGCAAAUAAAACGAAAGAAGAGAUAGCCUUGCUGAUGUCAGAAAAAACAAAUGGUGCCACACCCCUUCUAAUGGCAGCCCGCUAUGGACACCUUGACAUGGUGGAAUAUCUGCUGGAGCAUUGUAGUGCCUCUAUAGAAAUUGGUGGCUCGGUGAAUUUCGAUGGUGAGACUAUUGAGGGUGCACCACCACUAUGGGCAGCCUCAGCUGCUGGUCAUUUGAAGGUGGUCCAGUCUUUAUUAAAUCAUGGAGCAUCUGUCAACAAUACCACUCUGACAAACUCAACACCUCUUCGGGCUGCCUGCUUUGAUGGCCACCUGGAAAUUGUGAAGUAUCUUGUGGAGCACAAAGCUGACUUGGAAGUAUCAAAUCGUCAUGGGCAUACAUGCCUUAUGAUAUCUUGUUACAAAGGGCACAAAGAAAUUGCUCAGUAUUUGCUUGAGAAAGGGGCUGAUGUAAAUAGAAAAAGUGUCAAAGGAAACACAGCAUUACAUGAUUGUGCAGAAUCUGGUAGCUUGGAAAUCAUGAAGAUGCUUCUCAAGUAUUGUGCAAAGAUGGAAAAAGAUGGCUAUGGAAUGACACCACUUCUCUCGGCUAGCGUUACAGGCCACACAAACAUAGUUGACUUUUUGACCCAGCAUGUUGAGACAAGUAAAGUGGAACGUAUCAAUGCACUGGAACUUCUAGGAGCCACAUUUGUGGACAAAAAGAGAGAUUUACUUGGUGCUUUGAAAUACUGGAAAAGAGCUAUGGAUAUGAGGUACAGUGAUAGGACUAAUAUCCUAAGCAAACCUGUACCUCAUUCUUUAAUAAUGGCCUAUGAUUAUGCCAAGGAGGUAAACAGUGCUGAAGAGCUAGAAAACCUUAUUGCAGACCCUGAUGAGAUGAGAAUGCAAGCGUUGUUAAUUAGAGAACGUAUUCUGGGCCCUUCUCACCCAGAUACAUCCUACUAUAUUCGGUAUAGAGGUGCUGUCUAUGCGGACUCUGGCAACUUCAAACGAUGCAUCAACUUGUGGAAGUAUGCUUUAGACAUGCAGCAGAGCAAUUUGGACCCACUGAGUCCUAUGACUGCUAGCAGUCUUCUAUCAUUUGCCGAACUUUUCUCGUUCAUGUUACAGGACAGGGCAAAAGGCCUGCUGGGCACAACUGUUACAUUUGAUGACCUUAUGGGUAUACUGUGCAAAAGUGUCCUCGAAAUAGAGCGUGCCAUCAAACAAACUCAGUGUCCACCUGACCAAAUACAGCUCAACAAAGCCCUUUCCAUCAUUUUGCAUCUAAUUUGCUUGCUGGAAAAAGUUCCCUGCAGUCCUGAACAGGAUCAUUUUAAGAAACAGACUAUAUACAAAUUUCUUAAGCUGCAUCCUAGAGGAAAGAAUAACUUUAGCCCACUCCACCUUGCUGUUGACAAGAAUACGACAUGUGUGGGACGCUACCCAGUUUGUAAAUUUCCCUCUUUACAAGUCACCGCUAUACUAGUGGAAUGUGGUGCUGAUGUAAAUGCUAGAGACUCUGAUGACAACAGUCCUUUACACAUAUCUGCACUGAAUAACCAUCCUGACAUCAUGAAUCUUCUUAUCAAGUCAGGUUCACAUUUUGAUGCCACAAACUUGCAUAAACAAACUGCUAUUGACUUGCUUGAUGAGAAGGAAAUGGCAAAGAACUUGAUCCAACCCAUCAACCAUACUACACUGCAGUGUCUUGCUGCCCGUGUCAUUGUGAAUCAUUGCAUAGGUUACCAAGGGCACAUCCCAGAAAAGCUUGAGAAUUUCGUUUUGCUCCAUAGAUGAUAAUCUGAUAUAGGCCCUUGGUACUGUGGGAGCAUGAGUUAGUGACACUAAUUGUUGCUUUCUCAAGCACUGUUGUAAUACGCCAGCGAUAUGCCAACAUUCAUUUAGCUUGGUCCAUCCUGCUCAUUGGCUAAGGCAUUACUCGAAUCAAAUUUGCAGAACUGGUUACUCAGUAUUUAAAACAAACACACCUUAUAAUAUAAUUUGUGGAUUAUUUAGAAAUGUAAUGCUAUAUUUGAAUUCACUAAAAUUGUCUGCCAACAGCUUGUCUAUUCUGGUUUGGUUUGCCUGUUGGUUGUUUGGGCCUGAUUUUAAUAAUUUUAUGGUGUUGUCUCUCUCUUACCAGUGUGGAUUUUAUAUAAUUGGAAAGUCAUCUUUUUUGUUCAGGCUUGAGCAUUUCUACUCUUCUUUUUCUAAUGGGUUCAUUGCUGAACUGUUAAAGUUGUAUGGACUUGUUAACAUUUGCAAUUACCAUAAGUGCUUUUAUCCUCUCUAUGCACUGGCUUGAACAUGACUGUUGUGUGUUGGCAUAUUUCUAUGCAGCAGUUGGCCAUUUUCAGCUCUGACCUGUUUCUUGCAGUUUUCUUAGAGAUUUGAAAAUACAGUAUUUACAGCAUGACAAUUUUUGAAGAUAUC
This is a messenger RNA of Euleptes europaea (tarantolino), 2567 nucleotides long. It is a transcript of the gene FEM1C, whose product is annotated as fem-1 homolog C. Gene Ontology annotation, molecular function: protein binding. NCBI's taxonomy places the organism in Eukaryota, Metazoa, Chordata, Lepidosauria, Squamata, Sphaerodactylidae. The coding region runs from base 78 to 1931 and encodes 617 amino acids. The transcript is spliced from 2 exons. The record is from RefSeq and is a predicted model, not a curated record.